UUUUUCUUUUCUCUGAAGUCUGAACUAUCAAUCACUAAACCCUAACAUCCAAACACAAUCACUCGUAACUCUCUCUCUCUCUCUCUCUCUGCAGUUCCAAUUGGGAGCAACAAUGGCGGGCGGAAAGGCGAGGAAAGAGAAACCGAAGCCGAACGCAGCAGCGCACGCUCCGUACCAAGGAGGCAUAUCCUUCCACAAGUCGAAGGGACAGCACAUUCUCAAGAACCCUCAGCUCGUCGACUCCAUCGUCCAGAAAGCCGGCAUCAAGACUACCGACACCAUCCUCGAGAUCGGUCCUGGUACCGGAAACCUUACGAAGAAGCUUCUAGAAGCCGGCAAGGCGGUCAUCGCCGUCGAGGUCGACCCUCGUAUGGUCCUCGAGUUGCAGCGGCGCUUCCAGGGCACUCCUCUCUCCAAUCGGUUGAAGGUUAUCAAAGGAGAUGUGCUGAAAACUGACCUUCCCUAUUUCGAUAUAUGUGUGGCAAACAUUCCUUAUCAAAUCUCGUCACCACUUACCUUCAAGUUGCUAAACCACCAGCCUUCCUUCAGGUGUGCCAUCAUCAUGUUCCAGAGGGAAUUCGCAAUGAGACUGGUGGCCCAGCCUGGGGACAAGGUCUACUGCCGUCUUACUGUGAACACCCAACUGCUUGCCCGAGUCUCGCACCUCCUUAAAGUCGGAAAGAAUAACUUCCGCUCUCCCCCGAAAGUGGAUUCCUCUGUGGUUCGAAUUGAGCCAAGGAAACCCCGGAUUGAAGUGAAGCAAAAAGAGUGGGAUGGAUUUCUCCGGAUAUGCUUCAACCGUAAGAACAAGACUCUUGGUUCAAUCUUUAGGCAGAAGAGUGUCGUUACUUUACUGGAGAAGAACUACAAGACAGUACAGGCACUGAAGCUCUCAGGACAAGGUUUGAUGGAGGAUAAUGAUAAUAAGAUGGACUUUUCAAGACUCGGGGACAACAAUGAAGACCUAAAUAUGGAUGUGGAUGAUGAUGAUGAUGGAGCAGAAGAAGAAAUGGAAGUGGAGGAUGGUGAUGUAGAAGGGGAGCCAUCUGAAUUCAAAGACAAGGUUUUGGCCGUGUUGAAGGAGGGCGAUUUUGAAGAGAAGAGAUCGUCCAAGCUCACCCUACAGGAAUUCUUGUAUCUGCUUUCUUUGUUCAACAAGGCUGGCAUACACUUCUCCUGAUUUUGCAUCAUGCGCCCAAUUUUGUUCGCUCAGUUAGCGUUUUUUGUUGUCUCUUUCUUUAUUUAUUUGUUUCAACAAUGUUGUAAAAGUUAUUAUUAUAGAAUGCGUUUGCAAUAGUAA
This is a messenger RNA of Morus notabilis, 1300 nucleotides long. RefSeq names its product ribosomal RNA small subunit methyltransferase. Gene Ontology annotation, molecular function: rRNA (adenine-N6,N6-)-dimethyltransferase activity. The transcript has 2 exons. Gene Ontology annotation, cellular component: mitochondrial matrix. Lineage: Eukaryota; Viridiplantae; Streptophyta; Magnoliopsida; Rosales; Moraceae. Gene Ontology annotation, biological process: rRNA methylation. The record is from RefSeq and is a predicted model, not a curated record. The coding region runs from base 113 to 1180 and encodes 355 amino acids.